AUGUCUGCCUCUCUCCCUGCCACUCUCAACCCUGCUCAGAAGGUGAGGAUUUUCCCCUUCGGGACAUGGGCCUGUGUAGCUCUCCUCUGCUUUGCCCUCCAGAGCGCCACGUGCCUGAACAGGAAGAAUCCUCAGGACUGUGGGGACACGACACCCUGUACAGAAGAAGAGCCGGAGCAAGCAGGGUGUCCACAGGGUAAACUCUGUCCUAGUCUACCACCUGCUCCCUGUCCCCCUGGAACUUUCCUCUCCAGAGUGAGUCCCCACAACACCCCCUUCUGCCAUCUCUGCCCUCGGGGAUUCUUCAACCCCUGGCCUGGCCAGGAUGCCUGUUAUCCCUGUGGCUCGGUGGCCACGCAGCCAGAAGAGGGCAAGGAGACGUGCAUCUGCCCUGGGCCCGGCCAAGUUUUCCAGCCUAGUGAUGGGCUAUGCCCCUGCCUCCCAGGCUACCAAGACGUUGGGGAGCCAAGGGGCUGUGUCCAGCGGGAAUACAAAAGCUGCAAGGAUGGGGCCACCUGGAACCAGGAGGGGUUGUGUUUGACCAAGGACCAAUGGAAUGACCACUGUGCCAACGAGGUAUGUGCCACACCAGAAGAUGCCCGUGGCUAUGACCCAGGCCUGGGGCUCUGUCAGUGCUGGGGACAAUACUCAAGUGGAAUGUGUGGCCCCCCGUGCGCAGAGAGACAGAGACACAUCCUACAGCUCAGCUGCUCUGAGGGCAUCCCACAGAUUUCCAUUUCUGAAGACACCGGGAGCCAGGAAUUUUACCUUCUGGACAGGCCUUCCUCACCACGCUCUGUGGGCCAUCCCUGCAACUUAGACCAAAGGCAGAAGCCUGUCCCUCUGUAUGUGGUCUGGAUGGACGAGACUGGCUUUCUGGGCUUGACCAGACCGGGUCGUGAACUGCUGCUUGCCCUCAGCCUGCCCCUCAGAGAGCCCAGGCUCCCAGGCCAGGGUGCAGGAAAGUUAAGGGAAGGACAUCUGUCCGCUCCUUGGUCACUGAGCCUCAACUCCACACACCUUGGGGAUCUGUCACCCCCAGAGCCAGGCAUCCGAAACCCCACAGUCUGCCUCCAAAUCAACGAUACACUGGCCUUCCUGGUGACCCGUGAGCACUACCCUGAGUAUGACCAGGGCCACUUCUAUAACACACUGAGGGAGUUUGACUGGGGACGCUUCCGGGCCCUGGCUGAGGAAUCCCCCCUCCAUGAUCAAAGCCCCUUCCUCUUUCUGCACCAGUUCCAGCAGCCUGGGGUCUAUGUCUUCUGUCUGAGUAGCAACCGGCAUCGGAAGAUGUACAUCCGUACCCUCCCGCCAGGGGGCCAGUGCUUUGGGGAAGGGCCCUACACCUCCACGACUCCCAGGUAUCUCAUCCAAACUGGCAUUGCCAGGAUCCCCAGGCCCCCGAAGAGUUCUGACUGGCCGGGAAUCCUAGGGGAGAUUGUCCUGCUGCUGGGUCUCUGCCUACUUCUGUUGAUUCAGUGCCACCGCCUGAGCUGGGCUCGGAAAGCUGCUCCCUACCCCACCUUCAGGAAGCAUCAGCAAGGAUACAACCUGGACGCCUACACUUCUCCAAGAACUGGGAUGACAUCAGUGAGGAGAGGCGGAUCACACCAAGACUCUGAUACCCCCAGGAUUGAGGGAGGUCAUGGUGGGAGCUGGGGGACCGAGGAGCAGGUGGACCUGGAGUGGUUUGACACCGAAACCUUCUUUGGGGUCCUGUUCAGGCAGUCUCUGUCAGUGACGACCAAACUCAGCCAGACCAAGGAAGAGCUCAAACUCCUCUGCCUCAAACUUGUGAGUGAAGCCCAUUCUCUCCGGCAGCUGUGGGGUGCUGAGCGUGGCAUCCCAGCCUCCACUGACCAGAUUCUGGGGAGCCCCCAGAAGGAACGGCAACAGGCUGCUGAGGAAGCUGCCAGGGCUGCGGAGGAGGAGGCCAGGCAAAGGGGAUACCUGGCAGGCGAGUAUGCAGCAUGCCUUAGUUAUCAACUAAAGCUCCUUCGCCAAGACCUCCAUGCCAGGCAGGACCAGUGGGCCUCUUUCUCCUCAGUACUGAUGGCAGCUCAGCGGCUACUGAAGGCACAGACAGGCUCCAGGCCCAAGAAGUCCUCUCAGGCUGGGCAGAACCCCAAAGGGGAAGUCCCCCAGCUGGAUGCUGUGCUGGACCAACUGUCCCAGGCCCUGCUGCAGGAGGGCCACCGCCUGAAGGCCUGGGGCAUCCUGGGCACCGGCACGGGGGCAGAGCUGCUGCGGCCAGCCUCAGCAGGCCCUGAAAGGGACGCUGAUGACAUCAGUGUGGAUCCCAUCACCAAGUUAAUGGUCCCUGGCCCCAACUGUGCAAUGCUUCCAGCCAGUGGCCACGCAGGGUCCAUACCCCAUGGCUACUUCGUCCACCCUGACACUGGGCGGGUGCUGCCCGAGGCUGGAAAUCUGGGAUACGAUCUGCAGGGAGCCACCCUGGUGCCCACCACUGACUUCAGUUCCGGUGGUGUCCGAACAUCGGAAGCUGCCAUCCUCCCCUAUGUGCCCUACCCAACCUGUCCUGCCACAGAGUCCCCUGCAGCCACCCGCCUGCCCAUCCUGCAGCCAAGAAGGACAUCACAGCUGGGGGCUCUCAUGACUGACCCCAUUACCGGCAUCGAGGUGCCUGUGCUCGCUGUGACUCUGCACCCCCAAACAAGGCAGUGGCUCACUCUUGGGGGUACAUACUGCAAUCCCCUCACCAAGACCUUGGCUCCGCUAGAGUUGGGGAGUCCCAUGGAGGAUCCAGUCACAGGAGGCAUCUCACCAAUCCUGGGAGUCGGGUUGGACGAAAACACAGGUCAGGUGCUGGCACUGGGAGGGCUGCGAGAUGCCUCAGGGAACCUCAUGUUACCUGGUGACAACUUUGUGGAGCCACUGAGUGGAAAGACAGUCCGCCUCCAGGGUGCUUCCCGACAGGAGGGCCGGACACUGCCCCACAUGGGAGGGUCACAGGCCCUGCUGGACGCCAAUGUGCUGGUGGCCCAGAGGCAAGUGAUUGCAGUGCUUCGGCGGUACCAGCAGAGGCCAGCAUCAAGGGUACAGCGGCUUCUGGAGGCUGCCAUCAGGGACAUGAGACAUGCACUGGCUUUGAGUCUGCACCAUGUCCUACAGCAGGCUCGGAGACUGGAGCGACAGCUGGAGGCAGCACAUGGCAUCGAGGCCAGCGGUGGCAGGAUAGGAAUGAUGUGCUAUCCUGGGACAGAACUGUGGGUCCCUGUCCUGUAUGGGAUGGAGAUCCCAGACCCUGAGGGCUCCGGGCUCAUGGUACCCAUCCUGGGCAUGGAGAGUGAUGGGAAUGCAGCUGAUGCCACUCCCCUGGCAGGUUCCAUGGAAGAUGCCAACGGCAAAGGUCUUGUCCCAAUCUCAAUUGGGGCUCAAGCCAUAGACCCCUUGACUGGGGAGCCUGGUCCUGUCAUUGGUGCUCAAACGGAUCCGUCUACCAGAGUGGUGGUGCCCAUUGUCCAGACGCUGGAGGCCCUGCCUCGGGGAGUGAGAGGCCAUGGGCUGCUGGACACCCUGGAGAGCGAGCUGAGAGCCCGGGAGCAGUACUGGCAUCACCAGGAGCAGGAAGAGGCGCGGCUAGCAGAACACCUAGGGAACCUGAGGCAGGAGCUGCUCUCCACUCCAGGCAAAGAUGCCAGGCAGCAGUUGAGGGCUGUUGAGGAGGCCUGUGCAAACCUGGAGUCCCGCUGCCUGCAGGAGACCGAGAGGAGAGCCAGAGCCCUAAGUGCGCAGAAUGGUCCAGAACGGGUCCUACUCUCCCAAGCAGACCGAGAGGAGUGGGAACAGGAGGCACAGGUGGCACUGGGCAUGCGGAAAGUCCUGCAGAGUUUAGGACAUGCAGCAGAAAAGCUCAGACAAGCAGCUGGCCGGCUGCAGGCCCAGGAGGAGGAGAUGUGGCUACAGAAGAAAAGGAAUCAGAGCCCACAGAUCUGGAACCGUCCCUGGAAGGUGGUUCAGCAUCUCUCUGACGAGUUUCAGGCAGUGGUGAGGGAGAGACAGAGCUUCCUGGACAGGGCCCUCGGUCAGCUGCAGUACCAACGGGAGCUGAGCCGCCUCCAGCUCUUGCACACUCAGAUUGUUGCCUCAGGAACCCCCGUGUGUUUGGAGAAUUACCCUGGAGACAGAUUUUAUGGAACAGUCACCACUUCUCUCAGGGACCAGGCUGCUGCCUGCCCACUAUUAAUCCCGUUCCUGAAGAGCGUCACUGCAGCACUGGUGGGAGCUCAAGGCCAUGGCCCAGGAUUGGAGCACUGGGGCCCAGGAACAGAUGCAGAUAAAGUUGACAUCAUGUGGACCUUACCACUCUUCUCCACCCUGAAGAAAGUAGACAUCUGGUCCCAGGUCUACAAGGAGAGAGCUGAACUGCAAGGACAAGUGUAUCAUAAACCAGCCCCAAAAAGCUCUUUGCAGGAUGUCCCUAAACCUCAAAUAACGCAGAAGGAAGAGCUGAUAACUGUGCAGUCCACAGAGCUUUCUGCCAGGGAGUUUGUGGUUUACCAGUAUGGCCUCUCCAUCCUGCACCUGCUCAUCCCCCAGCUCCAUGCUCCAGAAAUCACCCUGCAGAUUGCUUCUCAUCUUCCUGCUAUGGAAGCCCCUGACAAUGCCUUCCAAGGUUGCUUCUUCUAUCAGAGGGCUGAAAACACACUGUUUAUUGAGAGAGAGUGUUUGGCAUCGGUGGGAAGCUUCGUUCUGCUGUUGAUCCACUGCCUGGCCCACAUCGUUGCUGAGGACUUCCAUCAGGACUCCAGUCCCGCCUUUCAGAGGUCAUUUUACAAGGGGUUGAAGGCCUAUUUCAGGGAAGCAUUCUCUAUCACACUGCAAAUUUCAGCCAUUUCCCAGGACAGGAAGCUGGAUCAAAGCAUAAGUGCUAUUCUGCUGGAAGAGCAGCCCAUCUCUGAAAGAGGAAGAGAUCUUCUCUCUAAACUCAUUGAAAGGAAGCAUGAGUCUCACUUGGAGCCAGAGUCAUCAGAAGAGUACCUUAAGAAAAACAAAGAUCUUCUCCUCUUCACCAAUAUGGAACAUUUCCUGAAAAGCAUCCUCGCUGCAGAGCAACGAAAACCAAGAGAUCAAUUUGGAGGUGAAGAUAAGCUCUAGAAAGAAAAUGGUGAUCUCAUUUCAGCCUGCAUGAUUAAAUGGUAUUAAAUAUGUCAAUACAACAUCUGAUGAAGCUAAGAGAAUUUUUAAAAAUACCUACAACAUUCAUGUAUAAAUCACACAAGUAUUUAUUAUAAUCUUUGGUGGAUAUAUAACAUAACAAGGGUUAACAUUUGACAUAAAAGAUAAAGAACAUGCUGACAUUUUCACUGUGACUA
This is a messenger RNA of Rhinolophus ferrumequinum (greater horseshoe bat), 5339 nucleotides long. RefSeq lists its product as uncharacterized. Lineage: Eukaryota; Metazoa; Chordata; Mammalia; Chiroptera; Rhinolophidae. The record is from RefSeq and is a predicted model, not a curated record. The coding region runs from base 1 to 5121 and encodes 1706 amino acids. The transcript is spliced from 31 exons.